AUGCUGAAAAUAAAUUAUCUAUCUGCAAAAGUUUCAUGUGAUAAAUUUGAGACUUUCUGUGGAAUCCUUGAAAUGAUGAAGUCUCAAGACACACACACACUGCUCCCUCUCCCUUGCUCCCUCUCCCUCUCCCUUGCUCCCUCUCCCUCUCUCUUGCUCCCUCUCCCUCUCUUGCUCCCUCUCCCUCUCUCUUGCUCCCUCUCCCUCUCUCUUGCUCCCUCUCCUGCUCCCUCUCCCUCUCCUGCUCCCUCUCCCUCUCCUGCUCCCUCUCCUGCUCCCUCUCCUGCUCCCUCUCCUGCUCCCUCUCCCUCUCUUGCUCCCUCUCUCUCUUGCUCUCUUUCCCUCUUGCUCUCUUUCCCUCCCUCUUGCUCUCUUUCCCUCCCUCUUGCUCUCUUUCCCUCCCCCUCUUUCCCUCCCCUCUGCUUUCCCUCCCUCUUGCUCUCUUUCCCUCCCUCUUGCUCUCUUUCCCUCCCUCUUGCUCCCCUCUUUCCCUCCUCUUGCUCUCUCUCUCGCUCUCUCUUGCUCUCUUUCCCGCUCUCUUUCCCGCUCUCUUUCCCGCUCUCUUGCUCUCUUUCCCUCCCCUCUCUUUUAUUAGUUUAG
Acanthosepion pharaonis is the source of this 600-nucleotide messenger RNA. The record is from the annotation of a GenBank genome assembly. Lineage: Eukaryota; Metazoa; Mollusca; Cephalopoda; Sepiida; Sepiidae.